Molecule: messenger RNA, 1334 nt
Organism: Capsicum annuum
Lineage: Eukaryota; Viridiplantae; Streptophyta; Magnoliopsida; Solanales; Solanaceae
Product: pectinesterase
Exons: 3
Coding region: 123-1139 (338 amino acids)
Biological process (GO): cell wall modification
Molecular function (GO): pectinesterase activity; pectinesterase inhibitor activity
Source: RefSeq, a predicted model, not a curated record
UUCUAUAAUCACAUUUAUUUGUUGGUUCGCAAUGUAUUGUUUAAUUAUCACUAAAUAAUUAUUUGCGAGUUUUGCAUAUAUACGUCCACAUAAUCAUCAAAGUUUGUAAAUUCGGUGGAAAAAUGGUAAUGGAAUGGAAAGAGAUGGGAAUUUUGACAAUCAUGGUGAUGCUAUGGUGGAGUGCAGGGAAUUGUUUGAAAUUCGAUUCAACAGUAGCAAAAGAUGGGUCAGGGAAAUACAAAACUAUCGCUGCAGCGAUAAAUGCAGCUCCAAAAAUGAGAACCAAACCAUACUAUAUACAUGUCAAACGAGGAAUUUACUAUGAAAAUGUCACAAUUCCAUAUGACAAAACAAAUAUAGCACUUGUUGGUGAUGGUAUGGGAGUCACAAUAAUUUCAGCUAGUAAAAGUAGUAAAAGAUUUCCAACGCCUAACACAGCCACAUUAGAAGUAUACGGCAGUGGUUUCAUUGGAAUGUUGAUGACAAUCAGAAAUACCGCUGGGGCAAAAAAUGGCCAAACGGCUGCAUUAACCACUGCUCCAUUUCGAGGGUAUGCUUCAUUUUUUCGAUGUCGUUUUGAAGGUUAUCAGGAUACAAUUUUUGCCCUAGACUAUGCAUUUUUCCGAGGAUGCCAUAUUUCUGGCACGAUCGAUUUUAUCAGUGGUAAUGGACGAGCCAUUUUUCAAAAGUGUUCUGUGGAAGCAAGAAAACCUAUACAUGGACAAGAAAUCAGAAUACUUGCACCAGGUGCAGACAACAUUACUUCAAAUCCAGGGAUAGUUCUUCAGAAUUGUAAAAUAUAUCCCGAACCAGGUUUUAAUAGGUCAGAUGGGGCAAGUUUCUUAGGCUGGCCCUGGAAAAAUCAAGGGAAGGCGGUAAUUAUGUCGAGUUAUAUUAAUGAUUUUAUUGACCCAAAAGGUUGGCUUUCGAACCCGGAAGUGACCAACAUAUAUUUGGCGGAGUAUAAGAAUAGAGGACGAGGGUCCAAUACAAGAGGUAGAGUGAAAUGGUCGAAAGUCAUUAGUGGAAAUGAAGCAUCCAAGUUUACUGUGCGUAACUUUCUGCAAGGAGAGAAAUGGAUCCCGAAAAUAAUCCCACACAAUCUAGAUCAUCUUGAUGGUGCUGAGGAUUCUGUUUAGAGUAUAUAAGUUGUUUGAAGUGUUGCUAUAAGUAGAGGAAGGAUGCCUAAUCACAAUAGAUUAAGAGCACUUAUCUUCCUAUAUUCUACUUUCCUAGUCUUAGAAUUAGCAGACAAAAGUACUGUUGAUGCUUGUAUUGUUGAUUUUAUCUAACUAUUUAGCAUCUUUACUUGCAGAUUGCAAGUUUUGGUAAGA